UCCAACAUGAAAUUCUCCACCAAUAAAAUGUUAAAGACACUUUUAUAUGAUAGUUUUUAAGCCUCUACAUUUUCUUUUGUUAAGUUGAGUGUUUUCAUCAUCUCUCACGACUAGUCAUAUGCUGCUAUACUUUUGACAAGCUUAUGUUGCGGUUGUCAAAUUUAUUAAUACUUUGAAAAAACAUGGAGUUGAACUGUUCAAUACAAAAUUAUGAAUGGGGUAGAAAAGGGAGUGACAGUAUAAUAGCUAAUUUGAUGAAGUCUUCCAACCCAGAUUUUAUUAUCAAUGAAAGUUUACCAUAUGCAGAGCUUUGGAUGGGCACACAUCCAAAUGGACCUUCAUUAUUAAAGGGCAAGAACAUUUUUUUAGAGGAGUACGUUAGGGAUAACAAUCACGUUCUUGGCAAAGUGUUAAUAGACAAAUACAAUGGCAAAAUACCUUUUUUACUCAAAGUGGAAUCAGUGAGAAAAGCUUUGUCUAUUCAAGUUCAUCCCAGUAAGGAACAAGCAGAGAUGUUGCAUCAGUCAAGCCCAAAUAUCUACAAGGAUGAUAAUCACAAACCAGAAUUGGCAGUAGCACUUUCGAAAUUUGAAACUCUGUGUGGCUUUCGUCCGAUUUCUGAAAUAAAAAACUAUUUACGAUCCAUCCCAGAAUUAUGCUUUGUCAUUGGGCACAACGAAAUAUCUCAUAUGUUUUCCAGCAGUGAAUCAAACUUUCUGGAUAUUUUAAAAAAUUGUUUUAUCAACUUGAUGUCACAAGAAACUGAAAUCGUAGCUGAGCAAUUGAAAAAAUUAAUAAAACGGCUCUCUGAUCUCGAUGAAACAACUAGACAAAGCUUAAAAGCUGAUCUUCUUGAGCGAUUAUACUCUGACUAUCCAGAUGACGUUGGUUGUUUUUGUAUUUAUUUAUUCAACCAUGUAACACUGCAACCUGGAGAAGCAAUGUACAUUGCGGCCAAUGAACCCCAUGCAUAUCUCUCUGGUGACUGCAUAGAAUGCAUGUCUUGCUCGGACAAUGUUGUUAGGGCAGGUUUGACUCCAAAAUUGAAAGAUGUUGAAACACUUAUAAGCAUUUUGUCUUAUACAUGUGAACCUGCAUCAGCUAAGUUAUUUAAACCGAUCAAGGAAGAUGAAUGUACUCAAAUUUUUAAACCUCCAGUACAGGAUUUUGCUGUAGCCAAGAUCGUUAUUCCACCGAGAAAAUCGUAUGAUCUAAUACCCAGAAGCACUGCCAGUAUUAUGAUUGUAAUUUCAGGAAACAUUGAAAUAUCCGAUUCACAAAUUUUUAACAAAGGAUCUGCUUUAUUUUUAUCAGCAGAAGAAAGUAUUAGUAUUAAGACCACAAGUUGUUCAGAACCAGUUAUGAUAUUUCAAGCGUUUGCAAACGUAUAAAAAAAUAUUUAUAUAAAAAAAUAUUUAUAAUUCAUAUGGAACUUGCCUAUGCUCGCAUGAAUCUGCAUUUGAAGGGAUAUUACUAUACGUAAAUAGUUUAAAAUACUGCCUGUACAUAGUUUUUAGCGCAUCGAAAUUAUAAGUGUGAUUUUAUUCAACCGUGUAUCAUUGUAAGUAUACCAAAUUUUACAUACCAAUAUAGACUGACAGUACAACCCAUUCACAUAUAAUAUACUUAUAUAUGAGGAAUAAGCAGUAUUUUUGCAUUUAUCAGAAUGUUUUUACAAAUUUAUUUUAAUAAACACAUUAUCAGAAUACC
Messenger RNA from Copidosoma floridanum, 1710 nucleotides. RefSeq names its product mannose phosphate isomerase (gene Mpi). Gene Ontology annotation, cellular component: cytosol. Gene Ontology annotation, molecular function: mannose-6-phosphate isomerase activity; zinc ion binding. Gene Ontology annotation, biological process: GDP-mannose biosynthetic process; carbohydrate metabolic process. The record is from RefSeq and is a predicted model, not a curated record. Lineage: Eukaryota; Metazoa; Arthropoda; Insecta; Hymenoptera; Encyrtidae.